CAGAAAUAAGAAAAAACAUGUUGGAAAAGCAUUUGCCAUUUAUGCGACUAAGAUCUGAUAAGGAUUAUGAAAACAUGACACAAGAAGAAUUGAUUCUUAACUUAAAAAGAAUUAACGAGUUCAGUGAACAAAUGCCUUCAGAAGAGUAUGUACAUACCUUGAAGUGUUUUGAAAGGAGGCGUCAUUUGAUGUUUUGGCAUGAUGGGUCAUCUAUAGCUAGCCACAGCCAUGUCCUCAUGCUUGUUGCAUGUAUGUACGACCCUGCGUUAUUUCUCACAGAUGACGAGUAUAUGAAAAAUACUAAAACAAAAAUAAAUGUGCAAGCUGUGAUUGAAAAGCCGGAGUUUUACAUUUUGGCCAGAUGUCCUGCAACUGACCAGCAGCUUUUAUAUUCAAAUGAACGCUGCAAAGAUAUCAUAGAAAUGAGGAAAAGUGUUGGACAUGGUAUAACUGAUGUAAUGAGAUUUUUCAAGGGUGACAGUCCCGCAGCGGCAUUUGAAGCUGGGCAGCAAAAAGGUGGCAAUUUUUUUUGCCAUUCAUGCUCUGUACACGCUGAUUGUGUUAGCAGUCUUGUACAUACUUUUAAACAACAACAUCUGUCCUUGCAAGAUCGGGUCAGUCAUGCUUUAUCUUCUGUCGAAUCAUGUAAUAAACUUAAAAGUGGAGCAGUAAAGUUACACAAUGGAUUGAAGAAGCAUGAGCUGAUAAAUGAACUUCAUCAACGAAAAAUAAAGUUCUCCUGUGAUCUCCCUACAAAGGAGUUAAACAACUUGCUUCAAGAGGAAAUGCAUGGAAUUCAAAGGUUGCCAGCCCUCAUGUUUGGGAAGUCCCAUAGAUCUUUGAGUGAGCUCAACCUUGAGGGAUACGAGAUAUUAAAUAAUGAACCUUUGCAUGAUGUGUCAAACUACAUUAAAAAUAUCUACUGUGAGCUUCCACAUCAUGUAGGUGCAAAGAAGAAGACUUUAUUAGAAAUAAUUGAGGCUUCGUUUAAUAACAAGGAAGCAAAAAAUGCCUCUGAUUACAGAAGAAGCCUGCUGAUCGUAACAAAUUGGGCAUUAAAAAAUUUAGAAGGCCACUUUGCAUUGAAACUGCUGAUCUCACUUUCAAAGAUCCAGGAAAUAUUGUACUUGCCAGCAAAUAGAAGAAGUAUGCCAAGUAUUCUGCAUUUGAUAAUUGCAACACACCACCACGCCAUGUUGAUAAAACUCCAUAUCCGUGGUAAAUUAACAUCACUGACAAAGAGGAAAUUUUUUGGUGUGUAUUACCAUUCAAUUAUCAGACAUUCUGGCACACAGCUACGUCUUGUUUCUGGUCGUACAGCCAACACUGAAAAAGAAGAGGCUAGUUUUAAUCCCAUCAAGACCGUAACUAAACUUACAUCAAAUAACCAUCCAGAAAACAUCAUAUGUAAUGCCCUGAUCAGAAUGCAAGCCGCAAUAAAAUUAGGUGCAGGCCAAAAUGCAGUGAGCAAAGAUAAAUCAUUUGAGGAACUUUCCCAAAGAAUACAGAGACAUUCAACAGGUAGGUUCUAUAUUUUACCCAAUGUUCUAUCGAUAUUUUACGUUUUGACUUUAUACUUUGUUUUUUUCAUUUAAUAUAUAAAAAAGAUUAUGUUAUUUGUGCUCUGGUUACAUAGAACAGAACGUCCUUUCAAUCAACUAAUCAACUGCCAUGAAAUGAUGGUGAAAUUAAAAUUGACGUCGCCCUAAUUUUUAGAUUGCUAUGGCUGAAGUAUUUACAUUAAUGAAGAAAACAGCAAUAGUUCUAUUAUUUAUAAAAAAUAUAAAAUGCGUUUUUUUGCUUAAUAUUAUUGUGUAGUAUUUUUAUAACAGGGACCGUGAUACCAUUCUUUUGGAUAGAGAAAUAUCCAAAUGAUCAUGAAUGCUUUUUGAAAAGAAUAGCUGACUUUCUAUUGGAUUCACAUAAAUGGUGGGAAGAAACCAGUGAUGGAAUUAUAUUUAAAAGUGUUGAUUCUCUACCUGGUGACAGUUCCUUGAUUCUUCAUCAUUAUCGAUCGUCAACACUAAAAGAGGAAGAACAAUACCUUCAACGGUGUUCACAUUUAGCUCUUUCUUGCAGUACCUAGCAAUGUUGAUGCAAGCAAUUUAAAAUAAUAAAACAUUUUAAAACUUCAAGUGUCUUAAUUUUACUAUUUGGUGCUAAAUUAUAUUAUCAACAAUUUUUAUAAUACUUUGACAUUGUUUAACCUUUCAAAAAAAUUUACAAAGUUUAUUAACUGUCAAUUUCCUUUGCAUAUAUACCUAUUUUGAUUAUUACAAAUCUGAUGUCAAAAUAUUUCGCUUACAAUACUUUCUUUAUUUGCGUACAAAAACUAGAUGUAAGGUACAUAAAACUUUUUGAAAAUAAUGAAUAAGAAAUUACCAUGAACGAAGAAUCAUGGUAAUUUCUGCACACCCUUACCAUUGUGCAUAUAAUGGCUGAGAAUGUAUGUAUAUUUUAUAUGUGUAACUGUUAUACCUUUAGAUUGUGGGAAAAAUGCUUAGUUAAUAAGCAUUGUGUACCUGCGUUGAAAGUAACUGGAAAAGAUGACAAAAAGAUGGUACUGAAAAGUUUAAAAAGAUUUGAAAAUUACGUAGAAAGUCCAAUCACAACUCCAAAAGCUAACAAACACAAUACUACCACUACUAGCACUGAAAACAACUUAACACCAACCUCCUUAUUUCCGCCACAAGUUGCUUCAACACCACAUGCUGUUUCUGCAACCAAUUUAAAUACUCCCCUGCAUCAAUUAUCACCAAUUUAUAAGAAUGCUACCAAUAUC
Molecule: messenger RNA, 2782 nt
Organism: Hydractinia symbiolongicarpus
Lineage: Eukaryota; Metazoa; Cnidaria; Hydrozoa; Anthoathecata; Hydractiniidae
Exons: 2
Coding region: 18-1595 (525 amino acids)
Source: RefSeq, a predicted model, not a curated record